AAUGGUGUGAACGUCAAAAAUGUUAAAAUACUCUGGUCAAUAAGUGCAUGUUUAAUGUAAAACAGUCAUCUGAGAAGUUGUAACAUUUAUGACAUUUAGCUUAAAUUGUUUAUUAAAGUUUUUAUUUUUUGGAAUGUAAAGAGUGUCAUGUGUUAAAAUUGUUCUAAACAGCAGUUAUUACACGUCUACAUUAAAAUAUAUUUUUCAUAGUCCAGACAAUGUUUCAAACGAGCGGUAGAGGGUAGUAUAGCCAUUAUGUGUGUUCGACUUCUUGAGGGUCUGCGCAGACCAAUCCAUGUAUGACAUCAGACUAUCGCGGCAGCUGUGCUUUCGAUUAGUUCUCGCGAUACUUAAAGUCAUACUUCGAUCGGUCUGCGCAACGCCUUCAUGAAGUGAACACACCUUAUCCACGUUAUGACGCCACCCCUUUACUGCAGACGGAAUCGUGCUGGAGUUCUCGGGUGUAAACAAAUCUAUAAUCCAGUUUAACGUUCCCCUUAUAUUUAUAUGAACGGACACAUAGGUCGCCUCUGGGGCGUCGACGCAGAACAUCGCAGAAAAUCGAUUCGUUUAACGUGUAUCGAUGCCGUUCAACGCUUCGCCACCGUGGAUGUUAGGUGAAGCGUUAUCCUAACAUUUAUGAUAUUGACUUCAACGAUGGCGACACCUGCAGAACAGGACCUUGUGUUGUCAGAAGCGGAGAGCGGUAAAGAGCGAGCGCAAGGGUUUGGUAUCCUCAGACUGCAGGAGGAUAAAUCAGCCGCCGAGAAAGCCAGCGGUGCUACUGCUGCCAUGAGAUCCGGAGACGGGAGAUGGCAGGCGCCCAUAUUUGCCUUAGCCAGAAAAGCAUCAGAAACCUUUUCAGGCGGCAUUCACGUUCUCCCCAAAGUGACAGAGCUCAAAACAUCGCCUUUUGCCGAGGAAUGGGGUGGCAAGGCCUUCCGAGAUCCUAUGGCAAUGGAACGAGCAAACUUGCUAAAUAUGGCUAAGCUCAGCAUCAAAGGUCUAAUUGAAUCAGCUCUCAGCUUCGGACGAACCCUGGACUCGGAUUAUCCACCUCUGCAACAGUUUUUUGUUGUUAUGGAGCACUGCCUGAAGCAUGGGCUUAAAGUGAAGAAAACGUUUCUUGGAUACAACAAGUCACUGUGGGGGCCUCUGGAGAUGGUAGAGAAGCUGUGCCCAGAAGCAAGUGAAAUCGCAGCCAGUGUACGAGACCUACCCGGGCUUAAGACACCUCUAGGAAGAGCCAGAGCAUGGCUGAGACUCGCACUGAUGCAGAAAAAACUGGCAGAUUACCUACGUCUCCUUAUCACCCGGAAAGACAUACUUAGUGAGUUCUACGAGAAUUCGGCAGUGAUGCUGGAAGAGGAAGGGGCCGUCAUCGUUGGUCUCCUGGUGGGGCUUAACGUUAUAGAUGCCAAUUUAUGUGUGAAGGGCGAGGACCUCGAUACACAAGUUGGCGUUAUAGAUUUUUCUAUGUACUUGAAGAAUGACAUUGAUGACUACAGAAGUGAAGAAAGAAAUGGCCAAAUUGCUGCUAUUUUGGAUCAGAAGAACUAUGUUGAAGAAUUAAAUAGACAGCUAAAUUCUACAGUUCACGGCUUACAGGGACGUGUGGAGUCCUUAGAAAAAUCCAACUCUAAACUAAUUGAAGAGUUAGCUAUAGCAAAAAACAACAUCAUUAAACUACAAGAAGAGAAUCAUCAGCUCAGAACCGAAAAUUCUGUGAUUCAUAUGAAAGCACAACAGCGUCUUGAGGUUACAGAGGGAGAUUUAAGUUGUGAACUGGACACGUACAAACAAUCAAGGCAGGGCCUGGAUGAAAUGUACAAUGAAGCAAGACGGCAACUUAAAGAGGAAUGUCAACUUAGGCAGGAUGUGGAGAACGAGUUGGUUGUGCAGGUGAGCAUGAAGCAGGAGAUGGAGAUGGCCAUGAAACUGUUAGAAAAGGACAUUCAUGAAAAACAAGACACUUUGAUUGGACUUCGGCACCAGUUGGACGAAGUCAAAGCCAUCAAUGUUGAGAUGUACCAAAAAAUGCAGUCUUCAGAUGAUGGCAUGAGGCAAAAAAAUGACAUGAUAGCCAGACUGGAAGAGAAGACGAAUCAAAUAACAGCAACUAUGAAACAGCUGGAGCAAAGAUUACAGGAUGCUGAGAGGGAACGGGCCAGCGCAGAAGAUGGAGUGCGCAAAUUCAAGCAGGACUUUACUAACAAAUGUGACAGUCUCCAAAAGCAGAUUGCCCAGAGAGAGAAGCAAAUGAUGCAGCUGGAAACGGAUUUGAAAAUCGAGAGGGAAUGGCGACAGACCUUACAAAGUGAAUUAGAGAAAGAGCGAGAGAGCAUCGCUCAGCUCACCGCUGAGGCUCAACAGAUCAAUGGGCUGAAAAAAGAGUUCCACAGGAUACAGGAUGAGAACUCACAACUAAAGGGAAUCUGUGAGGAGCAGGAACAGGCACUGGAGGAGCUGGGCUGCAAACUCAGCGAGUCUAAAAUGAAAAUUGAAGACAUAAAGGAAGCAAAUAAGGCACUACAGGGUGGUCAGGUUUGGUUGAAGGACAAAGAUGCUACACAAUGCAAGCUUUGCGAGAAGGAAUUCUCAAUUUCCAGAAGAAAGCACCACUGCCGCAACUGUGGAGAGAUUUUCUGCAACGCUUGCUCUGACAAUGAGCUGCCACUCCCUGCUUCACCUAAACCCGUGCGUGUCUGUGACACGUGCCACGCUCUGCUGCUGCAGCGCUGUUCCUCCAAUGCCACAUAAAACCAGAAAUGACAGCGCACCCUCACAACAACCAAUAUCAGCUUUAUUUUGAACACUGCGCUGGCCUGCAUUGUGUUAAGCUGUAACAAAGUGACCAAAAUGAAUGCAUCUGUCAUUUCAAGUUUGAAGUUUACAUUUCACACAGAAACAAGCCUGUUGCCUCAGAGCAGAUUUAACGGCAGCUUUGUGACAUAUGUGAAGUUGGCCAAUGUAGUGUUUAUCACCGAGUGCCCAAAGAAAUGAGUUAUGACUCUGAAUGUUUUCCUCUGGGCUGAAAGUAGAAGUUUUGAUUUUUUUAUCUCAGCACAACGUCCCCAUGCAUGUUGUAAGUAUACUUUUGAUAUAUGAAGGAUGAACAGGAUUCAUGCCUCAAACUAUGUGUCAAAAGUACACAAAUAUAAAACUGUACAAAUAAUUUCCAAGUUACUAUACUGUAUUCUUAUGAAAUUGUUUCUUACAUUCAUUUGUGCCUGUAUUAAAAGCCAAACUGACACACAGGGAUUUUACAAAGUUGUUCCCCUAAUUAUAGAUGGGCAAAAUCUAUAUUAUGUAUAUAUUAAAAGUAAAUAUGUUUUCAGUGCUGCUUGGGUAUUAUUAUGGUUGAAAUCAUGUCAGAUAGCACAGAUUCUUGAACAGCGUUUCUACUCUGCAUUAAAGGUAGCAGAUUUACCUUGGAGCAGAACUGAAAAGCUACUUGUGUUUUUUGUUUGUGCUAAAAUGUUUUUGAUAACUAUUCAAAAGCCAACUAACCUAAAGUACCUAAAAGUUUCAAAUGUGAAGUUUUAUGUACAUAUGACUAAACCUGAACCACUAAAGCUGAUCAUAACUCCA
Misgurnus anguillicaudatus (oriental weatherfish) is the source of this 3591-nucleotide messenger RNA. NCBI's taxonomy places the organism in Eukaryota, Metazoa, Chordata, Actinopteri, Cypriniformes, Cobitidae. The record is from RefSeq and is a predicted model, not a curated record.